Messenger RNA from Mustela erminea (ermine), 914 nucleotides. It is a transcript of the gene AKIRIN1, whose product is annotated as akirin 1. Lineage: Eukaryota; Metazoa; Chordata; Mammalia; Carnivora; Mustelidae. The transcript has 5 exons. The coding region runs from base 140 to 718 and encodes 192 amino acids. Gene Ontology annotation, molecular function: transcription coregulator activity. Gene Ontology annotation, biological process: positive regulation of transcription by RNA polymerase II; myoblast migration involved in skeletal muscle regeneration; positive regulation of lamellipodium assembly. The record is from RefSeq and is a predicted model, not a curated record. Gene Ontology annotation, cellular component: chromatin; nucleus.
ACAGGAGGCGGGGCCAGCGUCGCUGCCGGGUGCUGGAGGCGCCAUUGGAGCCGGCUUGGCUUGCGAGCUCCGCUGAGGAGCCGGAGGUUGGGCCGCAGUUACCUCCGCGUCCGCUCCUGGUUCCUGGCCCGUCAGCGGCAUGGCGUGCGGGGCGACGUUGAAGCGGCCCAUGGAGUUCGAGGCGGCGCUGCUGAGCCCUGGUUCCCCGAAGCGGCGGCGCUGCGCUCCUCUGCCUGGCCCCACUCCGGGCCUCAGGCCCCCGGACGCUGAGCCGCCGCCGCUUCUCCAGACGCAGACCCCACCGCCGACUCUGCAGCAGCCCGCCCCACCCGGCAGCGAGCGGCGCCUUCCAACACCGGAACAAAUUUUUCAGAACAUAAAACAAGAAUAUAGUCGUUAUCAGAGGUGGAGACAUUUAGAAGUAGUUCUUAACCAGAGUGAAGCUUGUACUUCGGAAAGUCAGCCUCAUUCCUCAGCACUCACGGCACCUAGUUCUCCAGGUUCCUCCUGGAUGAAGAAGGACCAGCCCACCUUUACCCUCCGACAAGUUGGAAUAAUAUGUGAGCGUCUCUUAAAAGACUAUGAAGAUAAAAUUCGGGAGGAGUAUGAGCAAAUCCUCAAUACCAAACUAGCAGAACAAUAUGAAUCUUUUGUGAAAUUCACACAUGAUCAGAUUAUGCGACGAUAUGGGACAAGGCCAACAAGCUAUGUGUCCUGAAGCUUUCUUGCAUAUCUGGUACCAGGUUUGACCUCAAGAGAUGGCUGCUGUACACUUUUUGCAACUGGUUUGAUAUCACAUUUCAGCUCCAACUUUGCAUCCUGAGAACACUUAAACGUUUCUGCAGGUCCAUUUUAUACAACUUGAAAGACCUUAAAACUUUCUGGUUGCCACAAGCAUAUCUUUCUUUUCUGCU